UGUUGAUACCACCACAGGAAUUACUAUUACGCGACCCAGUGGUCUUCCUCCCGAUUCUUUCUUGAAAGUAAACAAAGAUCAUGUUGGUUUUUAUCGUGUAAAUUAUGAACCCCAAGUCUGGCGUACUUUAGCUGAUAUUAUGAUGAAAGACCAUCAGAAUUUUAAUCUAGCUGAUCGUGCUGGUUUUAUAGAUGAUGCUUUUGCAUUGGCCAGAGCUGGACUUCUGAAUUAUGCUGAUGCAUUAAACCUUACAAGAUAUCUGCAAAACGAGACAGAAUAUAUUCCGUGGCAAAGAGCUGUAGUAGCUGUAUCCUAUAUUGGACAGAUGGUUGAAGAUGAUAAGGCACUCUAUCCCAAAUUUCAGAGAUAUUUUGGUAGCCUGGUCAAGCCCAUUGCAAGUGAACUGAAAUGGGAGAAUGAUGAGGACCAUAUCAAAAG
This is a messenger RNA of Protobothrops mucrosquamatus (brown spotted pit viper), 438 nucleotides long. Its product is annotated as glutamyl aminopeptidase-like. Gene Ontology annotation, molecular function: peptide binding; zinc ion binding; metalloaminopeptidase activity. Gene Ontology annotation, biological process: proteolysis; peptide catabolic process. The annotation marks the transcript as partial. The transcript is spliced from 4 exons. Gene Ontology annotation, cellular component: cytoplasm. The record is from RefSeq and is a predicted model, not a curated record. NCBI's taxonomy places the organism in Eukaryota, Metazoa, Chordata, Lepidosauria, Squamata, Viperidae.